AUGACGAAAAUACGUGAUUUUAUAAUAAGUACCGCUGAAUCUUUUUACGAUGUGUCUGAUUUAAAAAUAAAUGAUAAAGCUGAAGAUGCUUUAUAUGAUUUUUUACAUAACUCGCAAACAUAUUUGCUUCAAACUGAAUUAAAUAAAGAAGUCUUAAACCUGACCACUCAAAUAAAAUGCGACAUUCAAAAGUCUAUCAUCUUUUACAAGACUUCACCGGUAAACUUAUCAAAACAAGAAAGUAUUAAUAAUAUCAACAUUAUAACAAUAACUACUGGAGCAGCUGAAUCUUUAUAUCAGAUUUUGAGACAAAUAUUUAGUCCAUUAUUAAGUCUGGGUGAUGAUUUGUAUACGAACAAAUUACAGAAGAACCUUACAGAUUUGGAAACUAAUUUAAGAAUAUUGACCCAUGGCAAAAAUAAUGCAAAUAUAAAUGUUAUUUUAUCAAUAGAAGAUGAAGUCGAUUAUUGGAGAGCUAUGGCGGAUAAACGUGAAGCAUCAAAGAAGGAAAGAGAGGCCGCCUCAAACUAUUGUGUACUCUUUGAAGACAUUUGUGAAGAAAUAAAGUCAAUGCAAGCUAGUCCAGUUUACGAGAUAAGGGAUAAUGCGGAGAACAUUGGAGGGAUUUUGGAUGACAUUUGGCGAUGUACUAUAUCGCCAUACGCUCAACAUCGAAUGAUACACGUUUUCGACAUCAUUGGUCAUAUAAUUUGUAGCGUAACUCAAAAAAUAUUGAGUGGUGUCGAUUUAUGGAAGGUACACAAUAGUACUAAAGAUGAUGAAGUUUUAAAAUUGAUCAACGAUAGCCUUAAUGUGACGCAGACAUGGAUUAGUGCCUGUCUGUCACUCACAGACACGUAUUGGCCGAACUAUGCUCUACAUGCUUGGAGCGGGAAAAGCUAUGUUCCACAGUUUUGUUUGAAUUUUCAGAAGAGAGUGAAAGAGAUUCAUGACCUGCGAUCUAUUCAUAACCAGCUAAACAAGUUGUUGACUAACAAAGAAAGAUCUGACUUGAAAACUGAUGAAUUAUUCGAGCCUUUUACAAACAUAAAUAUUUGGAUUUGUAAUGGAAAAAAUCCCGCAUGGGAAAAUGCGGUGCUUAGAUUUUCAUCAAACUUACGACCAUCGGAAGCGAAAAUAGCUGAGAAGCUGAGACCUCGCCUCCACAACACCUCUACCAAACAAAUGCUGUAUGAGUUUAUGCGCUACAAGUCCCUGAUAAACAGGCCAAUAGUGAAGCAGGCUUUGAGCGGCGAGCUGGAGAUCUUCGUAUCAUCGCUGGUUUCACUAGUACAGGGCGUGCGCGACCAGCUGGAGGCUGACGACCUACAUCUCAACAUGUACCAGCCGCCCGAGAUGUCGCCCCUCGUGCAGCAGAUACAGUGGGCCAAGCAGAUGGAGGCUAAGAUAAAAGACAUACAGAUGUGUAAUGAAAACUAUUUAAAGGAGUUUCAAGGUAGCGAGGAGGUGUCUCGACUUGCUGAGAAAGUAUUGAAAGAUAUCAAAAACUUUUAUACGCAGCUCCACGAAGAAUGGUCCAGAGAUAUUCAGGCACAAGUGAAGAGUGGGUCGCUGCAGCUGUGCACAGACAAGCCGGUGGUGGAGUUCUCUGAGCAGAGCCGGCUGCUGGAGGUGAAGUUCAACCCGCGGCUGGUGUGGACGGAGCUGGAGGCGCGCUCUCUCGCCGCACUCGGCCUGCCCGCGCCCGGCGCCGCACACGCCAUUGACGCCCUCGCUCACUCCUUGAGAUAUGCUCGGGAUUUGCAGCAGGUAGCAUCAUUCCAUAACACCUUGGGCGAGCGCAUGAUCCCUUCUACUCGGCCGAUGAUGCUGCAGGCGGCGCUGGACCUGGCCGCGCUGGUGCAGGACCACAGCCCCGUCUACUGGAACGAUAUAGAACAGCUCGCCGACUACACGGAGAAACUGAAGAAGAUGGUCCUUAAACUUGAGACGCAGAACUCAUACUUGACGAGUCAGCACAUUGCUAUCAGGAAUAUCGUGGAGAAGCUGAUGGACACCGAGUUGCUAGUCAAGCAAGCUGACUGGAAGAAUAGCAUCAAACAUAUUAGAGAUAUCAUUGAAAAAGUGGAGAGUGAGGGCUACAAGAACAGUGAGCAAUGGCGGUCGCACUGGGACUGGCAGCUGUACAAAGCUCUCGAGUGCCAGUACAUCAACACCUUGUUGUCUCUGCACACGCACUUCCCGCACGUCAGAGUCGAUCUCGUCUUACGCGGUCGCAUGGUCGUGACGCAGCCGGGGCUGGAGGAGGUUCGCGUGCAGCACUACCACCAGCUGCGCCGCCUCGUCUCCCUGCCCGCGCACUUCCUCGGUCUCAGCACCGCCCUCGAUAACAAACAAUCUAUAUUUGCCUCUAUCGUUGAUAAACACAGUUGGUUGGGCAACAAGGCGGUGCAGCAGCUGGAGGGUGUGCUGGGGGAGCUGCUGUCCACGUGCGAGGAGUGGACGCGGCGACUGGCGCUGGCCUGUGUACCAGACCUGGAUGCUCUGUGCGCAGACACGCUGCUGCUCCCCGAACACUGGGAGACUAACUUCAAAGCCUGCAAGGCGUACGGACAGGCCGUCGCUAAGAUGACUUUCGAGGAUGAGAAGAUAUCAUGGAUAACUGUGGGUACAGCGACGCUGCGGCGCGAGUUCGAGGCGCAGACACGCAACCUGUGGUCGUGUCUGAUGUCCUCGCUACAGACCAGCUGCAGACACGACACUGCAGAACUGGACGCCUUCAUCGCAAACGCCACUCUCAUGCUGGAGAACAAAUCUCUGCCUAAGAAUGCUAAAGAACUAGCGGAGAUAAGUGUCAAACAACAGGCGUUGCAGGAAAAGUUGCCCCAAUUAGAAAAAAUGGUGGAAAAUUUGAAAAGAAAAGGACAUAUGUUACGCACUUGGGGUGGCGACCAAUUUGUCGACCACACUGUGAAGGAGUGGAAAAAGGUUCGAGGGCAAAUGCUGGCGCAGCAACAGAUGUUUCAGCACCAGGCAGAAAUAGUAAAAUCAAGUCUGAAAGGAGAAUGGGAGAACCUAAAUACAAGUGUGGAGACGUGGGUGUCGCGCUGGAUGCAGGCCAGGUCGCGGCUGCAGAGUGUCCAGGGCGCGGACUAUACUGAGAUGCUGGACCGCUGUCACUCUGUCUUCGAAGCUCAACAACAAUGGGAGAAGUACUUGUCCGAGAGAGACGAGUUGAUGAAAGAAUGCCAAAAGUUCAAUAUGGAUGUUACUACAUCUGAUACAUGGAAUGAAGCUGAAAAACUUAUGAAAGAGUUUGUGGAUCAAUGGACUGUCUUCAAAGAGUAUAACGAAGAAUAUGAAUCUAUUGGUGAACAAGAGUGGUUAGUGUUUCAAAAGAAGUUACAUUUAUUGGAUGAGUUCAGUAGCAAGUGGGGAGCGCGCCUCGAGCCAUACACCUCUGUCACUUUGUUCCUCAAACAUACACUAGAUAGAUAUAACGAUCUAACAAUAGCACUAAAGUACUUACGAGGCUCAGAUUUCACGGAGCAUCAUUGGAGGGAAGUGUUCAGUUUGUUAGACAUCGAGUACAAGUCACCAGAUAUACUGAAACUGAAGGAUUUAUUGAACGCUGCUGACGACAUCAAGAAACAAAUUAAAGCUUUACAGAAAAUAAGUACAUCAGCGUCAAACGAGUCAGCAGUGAGAAGUGCACUCAACGAGCUGGAGGUGUGGUUUGCGGGCGCGCGGCUCGCACUCGCCAUACACAUGGACAAGGCCAACAGGCCUGUCACCAUUGUCAAACAUUUCAACGAUAUUCUUAAUAAGAUUGAAGAGAAGCAAUGGGUGGUGUCGUCGGUGGGUGGGGGCGGUGGUGGGGGUGGGGGUGAGACGUGCGCGCGCUGGGAGACGCGGCUGCGGGCCGCACGCGACCUGCUGCGGUCAGCGCACCGCGCGCAACGCAGAUGGUUAUACUUAGAACCAAUCCUGAGUAACGACGAUGGCGAGUUGGGUGCGAGAUUCCGAAAGGUUGACCAGGGCUUCCGCCAGGUGGCGCGCAUCCUUGACUCCGACCCGCGGCUAUCCGCCUUGCUGCAGUCCGCGAGACUGCAACCUACGUUAGACUCGAUAUCAGAACAACUAAACGCUUGUCAGUCUGCUUUAAAUCAGUACAUUGAUGUGAAACGAUCAAUUUUUCCUAGACUAUAUUUUUUAAGCGACGAUGAUCUACUUGAGUUGCUGGGGCAGGCUAGAGCAGGUGCAGAGGGUAGAGAGGCUGUCAUGCAGUCGCACCUUAAAAAACUGUUCCCCGGUAUAACAGGCGUCAAACUCGGACCUUCAGGAUUGUCUAUCACUGCACUAUGUAGCCACUACGGAGAGACCUUCCAACUGGAUCAUCCAGUCGAUAUAGACUCUCCUGUUGAAGUGUGGUUAAAAAACCUAGAAAGCGAGAUUCGUUCGUCACUACAAAACCUGACACUAAAGUGCUUAGUGACUGGAAGUACUCACGCACAGGAUCCGUUCUCUUUACCGACGCAGAUACUUUGUUUAGUGCAAAACAUACGUUUCACUGAACAAGCAGAAAAAGCAAUCAUUACUAAAGAACUGCACAAAUUGAUGACUAGCGUAGAAAAAGAGACCGCAUCUUACGCAGCAGCGGAGAUUGAAGAUGAGAGUGAGAAAGAGAAGCGGCAAGCUGUGAUACUGCAAUGCACCCACUACAUGUCUGUAGUGCGGACUCUCAUAGACAAUAAUAUAACUUCUACAAAUGAUUGGCUCUGGCAGAAGCAACUCAGAUUUUACUUACGAGAUUCAAAAGAAAUAGUUGCCGAAAUGGGUCUAGCUAAAAUAUCAUACUCGUACGAGUAUCUCGGCGUAAACACAGGCCAGUUCGUGCGCACUCAACUUGCUGACGAGUGCUUUUUAAUAUUAACUCAGGCGUCGUACCUGGGAUCAAUGGGUAACCCAUUCGGGCCGGCUGGUACUGGCAAAACAGAAUCCGUAAAGGCACUCGGGGGCCUUGUGGGACGCCUCGUGCUUGUGUUCAAUUGUGAUGAGGCCAUGGAUGCGGAGUGUAUGGGUAGGCUAUUGACGGGUCUAGCCCUGUCCGGCGCGUGGGGCUGCUUCGACGAGUUCAAUCGUUUGUCUUGUGACACGUUGGCGGCCGUGUCUCACCAGCUCACCUCGCUGCUGGCCGCUAUGCAGCGCGACACUGACACACAGGCACUGCUCAAUGGAAAAUACGUGAAGGUGUCGUCGUGGUGCGGCGUGGCGGCGACCAUGAACCCGAGCGGGCGUGGUUACGGCGGGCGGCGCGCGCUGCCGGCGGCGCUGUGUCGCGUGCUGCGCCCCGUCAGCAUGGCGCAGCCGCGCGGGGACCACCUCGCCGCGCCCCUGCUCGCCGCACACUGCCUCGCACACCCGCACGCACGCGCACAGGACCUACAUGACGUGUUCACUAUGGCAAGCAUGUUGUUGAGCGGUCAGCGUCACUAUGACUGGGGUCUACGCGCGCUGAAGGCGGCGGUGGGCAGCUGCGGCGCUGCGCUGGGUCCACUGCACCACGCCCCCGAGCCCCGCCAGCGCGCCGCACUGCGCCGCCUGCUGAGACUCAACAAUAUCUCCAAACUCACCAGCCACGAUGCACAAAGAUUUGAAAGCAUUUUGUCCAUGGUAUUUGCCGGCGUGCCGGAAGAGGAGACAACUGUUGAUCCAAUAGUUGACGCAUUAAACUCUGCUGCUCGAGAUCUUGGAUUAAUUCAUAACAAAGAUCAGAUCCAAAAGUGUAUAGAGUUGUAUGAGCAACUGCAACAACGUAUGGGCGUGGCAAUAGUGGGACCUCCCGGCUCCGGGAAAUCGACCAUUAGAAGAUUACUUAAAGCUGCGUUGUCACAACAAGGGCAAAGCAUAGCAGAGUACAUGAUAUACCCGAAGGCGAUGAGCCGGCGCUGGCUGCUGGGCCACAUCGAGCCCGACACCAGGCAGUGGACAGACGGCGUCAUCUCCACCGUCGCCCUGCAGCUCGCCACACAACCGCACGAGGUGUCAUCGUGGGUGGUGUGCGACGGAGACGUGGAGCCGGAGUGGGUGGAGGCGCUGAACUCUGUGCUGGAUGACAACCGGCUGCUGACGUUGCCGUCGGGCGCGCGGGUGCUGCUGCCGCACAACGCUCACUUCCUCUUCGAGACGCACACGCUGGAGCACGCCUCGCCCGCCACCGUCUCCAGGCUCGGUAUUAUACUGCUGAGUGAGGAGUACAGCUGCGCAGAGGAAGUAUUGGAAAAUUGGAUACGUAAAGCUGAAUUGGAAUCAGAGUUGGGGAAGUUAGCUCUACCCAUACUGCACCAAGCUAUUAAGAAAUCAAUCGGCUGGUUCGAGAAACACAAAUCCGAUGUCACAAUGAAGCUCUACACCGUUACUAUGGUGAAGCAAAUAUUAACUCAAUUCGAAUACGCAAUGGACAACGACGGAACCAACAAUGUCGGUAUAUCACCAGAAGAAUUAGUUUACUUGUCUAUACAGAGGAGCGUGUUGGGAAUUAUAAAAGACAGUGCUCUUGACAGCUUUUAUACAGAGAUAUCGUGCUACCUGGGCCCGGCAGUGGGUGGGCGUGGUCCGGGCGGGGAGUGGGCGGAGACGCUGUACCUGUCGCCGCGCCUCGCCCACUGCGAGCUCGUACUGCGCGCGGCAGUCGCCCAGCGUGCGCACGCGCUGCUCAUAGGACCACACGCGUGCGCUAAGAAUAUAAUGGCCGAAUAUGUUUUGAAGGAAUCUAAUUCGACAGUCAUAACGAUCGAUUGUACACCGAUAUUGGAGCCGGCUGAUGUUAUUGCAGAAUUGAGAAGGAGCAACGCCGUGCGGUCCGGCGGACAGGUUGGGGGUGGGGGUGGGGGUGGGGGCGAGGAAGGCCGCGUGACGCUGCUGGUGCGCGAGCUGCACCGCGCGCGCCGCGACGCCUGGGGAUCCUGCGCCUUGCAUGCAUUUCUACUGCAGUUGGUGCAGCAGGGCGGGUUCUGGUCACAAGAGGAGGGCGGGGCGCAGUGGAGCCGCACCGCGCACGCGCACCUCGUGGCCACGGCCCACUCCAGCGCUGUCGCCUCCCUCUCGCCCCGGCUAGCCGCUCAACUACAAACACUUGUCAUCACUGAACCAGACGAAGAAGAACUUGCCGAAUUAGCAAGAAAAACCAUACUGGAAAAUAUACCUAAAGCGAUAUCGGGACAAGAAGUGUCCCAGUUGAUUGAUAACAUGUUGGCAAUGUUUAAGGAGGUAACUGAAACGUUUACUGUUCGGCCACAUUAUAAAUGGGACGCGUCACACUUGAAAAAAUGGUGUGAAAGUGUCAGGUGGUACACCACAUCCACCUCCGCUGAGUUACAUUGGGCGGUAAAAGCGGAAGCGGACUCGUUAUUUAAAAACAGACUAGUCUCUGAUGAAGAAAAAGCUGAAUAUGGUGUUAUUUUAAAACGAUACCUAAAGCAUAGUGACAAUGAUAGGUUUUUCUUCAAACCGCGAGUACGUAGUGACGGUGUGUACCUCGAAGCGGUCGAAUAUGAAGUAUGGUAUCAAGAUACACAGAAACUUAUAAAUCAGUGCUUAACUGAAAGUGACGACAAUGUGUUUACUGAAACUGGAAUCGAAGCCUGCGUAGAACUGGCCAUCCUCUGCCCCGCUAUAGCUAGAGCUACAAACGGGGGCGUGGCGGUGUGUGUGGGCGGGGCCGGGUGUGGGCGGGGCGCGGCCGCCGCGCUCGUGGCCGCCGCCCUCUCCGCCGCACUCUACACCAUACAUCAACAUAAACAAUUCGCUACUACAUUUAAAAAUGCUCUAUCCUCUGCUGGUGAGUGCACGCGUACUAUAGUUGUGGUGGAGGAGCGUGCGGUGUGCGACGACACGCUGGCGUACCUUGAGGCGCUGCGGAGUGCGAGCUCGCUGCACGCCGUGCCCGCCGACAUCAUGCCGGCACUCGCGCACUCGCAACACACUCAACAUCUACUCCACAAUAUAAAGCAACAUUUAGCUAUUGUCAUUUUGCUAAAUAAAGACCAAGAGAACUUACCAGAUUUGUUUGAGAACUAUCCGUUCCUCCGCAACGACAGUUAUAUUGUGUGGCUGGAACGUUGGUCGGAAGAAACAUUGCGGCAAAUGCCCGUCUUGAUAAUACAGAGGUUAUUGAAAGAAAAUGUAUCGGAAGUUACAAAAGAAGAUGUAGACAGUAUUCCUAUAGACGGCUUCCUCAGUAUCUACAACAAUGUUGAAGCGGGGUGGCUGCGAACGCCCUCGAGAUACGUCAACUUUGUCAAAUCGUACUACUUUAUACUCAGUAAGAAGAAGACCGAACUCAUACAGAGGAAAACCAUGCUAACGUGCGGUGUAGAGGCACUACAACGUGCCCGGGGCGAGGUGGCGACGCUGCAGCAGCAGGCGGGCCAGCAGGAGGUGGAGCUGUCGGAGAAGCAGGCGGCCGCCAACCACGCCCUGGACCAGAUCGGCGCCACAGUGCGCGCCACCACAGACAAGAAGGAGGAGAUGCACGCUCUCAAGAAGAACAUAGAGAUUGAGAAUGAAAAGCUGCAGAUAAGGAAGAAGGAAAUUGAAGCAGAGUUAGCAUCGGUAGAACCGGUGAUCAAGGCGGCGAGAGCUGCCGUCGGGGAUAUACGGCCGGAGUCGCUCAGCGAGGUGCGGUCACUGCGCGCGCCGCCAGAGGUAGUGCGCGAUGUGCUGGAGGGCGUGCUGCGGCUCAUGGGCAUCGCAGACACCUCCUGGCACUCCAUGAAGACAUUCCUCUCCAAGCGGGGCGUCAAGGAGGAUAUAAGAUGCCUGGACGCGAGUCAGGUGAGCUGGGAGGCGGUGCAGUCAGUGCGGCAGCUGGUGUCGCGGCGCGGCGCCUCCUUCGAGCCGGCGGCGGCGCGGCGAGCCAGCGCGGCCUGCGCCCCGCUCGCCGCCUGGGUGCGCGCCAACCUCGACUAUGCUGAGGCACUGGCUCGCGUCACCCCUCUCCAGCUGCAGCAGGCGCAGCUGCACAAAAAUCUACAGGAGGCGGAGGCGGAGCUAUCGGCGCUGUCGAGCGGGCUGAGCACGGUGGAGGAGCGCGUGGCGGCGCUCAAGGCGCAGCUCGGACUGCACAGCCGCGACGCCGCCGCACUCGAACUCAAGCUCAGCGAGGCCAAGAAGACUCUGCACGACGCGCACAAUCUACUGGAUCAGUUGGCCAAUGAGUACGACGCCUGGGAACUCGAUCUUCAACACAUAUCAAAAGAGACAGUGGACGUGAGCGUGCGCUCGCUGCUGGCCGCCGCUUAUGUGGUCUAUCUGCCGGACUUGACGGAGCCGCAAGCCAGAGAUUAUAUAAGAAAAUGGAGUAAAUUGGUUGGGUUCGAAGACGAAUCGUUCUCUGUGAUCAACUUCCUGGCGUCGGCGGAGAAGCAGCUACGAUGGGAGGCAGAGGGACUGCCGAUUGAUCAGACUGCUUUGAAAAAUGCUGUUGUUAUAGACCAGGCUUUGGAGGCCAACAAAUGUGGGUUAACGCCUCUGGUGUUGGACCCCGAGGGCGAUAUGGAGGUGUGGCUACGGCGCACCCUCGCAGACACACCCUGCGAGUUCGUCCCCCACCACAGCGACAAGUUGCCCACCGCAAUGCAAUACGCCAAUCGUUUGAACCGUAUCCUAGUGAUAACAGAAGUGGAGGUGUGGCGGACGCCCCGAGUGCCCGCGCGCCGCCCCUGGCUGCUGCUCAGUCCCGCCCACCUCCCGCCCCCCACCCUGUCCGCCACCCUCUCCCCGCUGCGCUGUGCCGCCACUCUACACGCACUCACAGAUCAACUCGUCCAUUAUGCGCUACAACAAAGAAACCCCGAAGUUAAUGAAAAAACUAAAGAGAUCAGAGUCAAGAAAGCCGCCUUACAAAAGCAACAGUAUGAAUUACAAGAAAACCUACUAAAAGAGCUAUCAAAGAACAGCGACAUCCUUCACGACGCCAAUCUCCUCGCGUCACUGAACAAGACGCGCACAACAGCGGCGACCAUCAGCGAGUCGCUGGAGGCGGCGCGUGCGCUGGAGGCGGAGUCUCGCGCCGCACGCACCACGUACGAGCCCGCCGCCGCGCGCGCAGCUCGCCUCGCACUCGCCCUCAAGGACCUCGCCACACAGCGACCUCUGCUGGCACUCACCCUUCAUACUAUACAAGAGGUGUUUGUUGAUGCACUACACAAAACUGCAAACGAGAACAAUAUUAAAAUCGACCAGUUUAUGAAAUAUUUGACUCGACGUAUUGUGGAAAGAGUGUUGUUGAGUUUGCACAAAAGAGACAAGUAUAUAGUAGUUCUACAUAUAUUGAAACAAGUAUAUGAAGAUCUGAUGCCGGAUAAUUUGUGGAAUGUGUUUAUUGGAAAUUUCAAUACAUUGGAAGAUCAGAACAUUGUUAAAGAGAUUAAAAACAAAUAUCUCUGGGUACCAGAAGAAUGUGUUAAGAAGUUAGCUCAAUUGAAGGUAAACAACGAAGAUCUGUUCAGUAAGAUGUGUCUAGACAAUGAGAGUGUGUGGGCGGAGUUUCUGCGGUCGGGCGAGCUGAGCGCCCUGCAGCGGCUGCAGCUGAGCGGGCUGGAGCUUGCCGCCGCAGUCAGCGUGCUGCGCCCUGACGCUCUCUACAGGGCUAUUGUUGCAGUUGUCGAUGACAUCUUAGGUGGGGGUGUGAUGAGUCGCGGCGAUGUGGUGGGUGUGGCUGUGAGCUGGACGCGCACUCGCCCCGCCCUGCUGCUGGCAGCGCAUGCCGCUGACGUGCUCGCCGCACACGCAAACAAACUCGUACAGGUGGGCGUGGCGGAGGGUCCGGAGGCGUGGCGCGGCGCACUGGCGGCGUGUGCGACAGGUGGCUGGCUGGCGAUCAUUGUCGGUGCUUCGCCCUUCUCACGGGAAUUGCACCAUUUCUUGAUCGAGUACACUCAACGCCCGAUUGAAAAUUUCAACAGCGAUUUUCGCCUUUGGGUGGUAGCUGAAGACCGUGAUAUACCAUCGUACAUAUCCUCCCUUUGCGUUACUGUUAUUCUAGAGCCGCCGGAGGGCGUGAAGCAGAACAUGUUGGGCACGCUGAGCGCGUGGGGCGCGUACUCUGCCUCGGGCGCGCUCGUGCGUCUGCACGUCUGCCUCGCGCUGCUGCACGCGCUGGCGCAGGAACGACGCGCGUACAUACCGCACGGAUGGAGUGAGUGGUACGCGUGGGAGUGGGGCGAGGUGCAGGCGUGCGCGUGGGGGGCGCGUGCGGUGCAGGAGAGAGUUGCGCUGCAGGUGGUGGGCGCGCUGUGCGGGGCGCUGUACGGCGCGCGCGUCGCGCAGCCGGCGGACUUGCGCGUGCUGGCGGCGCUGCUGCGCGUCUGUCUGGCUGAGCGCGCGCUGGCACAGCACUGGUCGCCGCCCGGAGUUCACCACCCGCUGCCAUACAUCAACCAACUACAAGCGUAUGUCCCUGCACUGGAGGCGUGGCCGAGCCUCGACCCGCCGCAGCUGCUGGGCUUGCCGGCCAACUGUCGCCUCGCCUGGGAGAAUAGCGCCGCUAACAAUAUAAUUAAUGGACUCAAAGAAUUCACGAAUACAGUGAACGUGAAAACCGAUAACAGCGUCACACCGCUCAAGUCCCUGCUGGCGCUGUGGAAGAAGCUGAUGUCGGGCUGCCCGCUCUUAAAGCCCGACUACCAGCCCGACAAGGAGGGGUCAGGGUGGUGGGGCUGCGUGUGCGGCGGAGAGGUGCGUGAAGCCGCGGCCGCCGUGCGCCGCGUGCACGUGGCCCUCGCUGCACACGCGCGCUCGCCAACACAUGAGCAAACGCACGCCCUGCUUACGGUGCCGGAGGAGUGGCAGCUGCAGUGGGCGGGGCCGACCGAGCCCGCCGCCUAUCUGCGUGAGCUGAGCGUGCGCGCGCGCGCCUCACAUCAACGCAUACAAGAGCAAUUUGAUUCUGAUUAUUUGCCGACAGAGAUAGACCUACGCACGUUGAUGCGUCCUGAGCGCUUACUGUGUGCUCUGCGAGCGCAUACGGCGGCUCGUCUUAAGCGCCCGCUGCACCAAUUGAUACUCACCUCGCACUGGGAAUGCACCAAGGGUGAAAACGACGAGAUUCCGUAUCUUGUUGUAAAGGGGUUGCGUCUGAGCGGAUGCGAGUGGCGCGGGGCGCUGUGUGCGGCGAGUGCGCGCGCGCCCGCACACUGCCCCGCACCGACACUGCUGCUGCGCUAUGUGCCCAGCUCUGAGGCGGGUGUGGGUGUGGGUGUGGGUGUGGGGCGCAGUGUGGAGGUGCCGGUGUACAGUAGCGCGGCGCGCGAGUCGUUGCUGUGGGAAGUGCGCGCGCCGCUCGCCGCAGACUACGACGGCGACGCCGCUGUACUCAAUGCCGUCGCACUGUUCAUCGCACCCCUCGAUUAGAUUUAUUCACACGCUUUUAAAUGUUACAUUUUGUUCGUUUGCAAAUAUUGGU
Molecule: messenger RNA, 12427 nt
Organism: Papilio machaon (common yellow swallowtail)
Lineage: Eukaryota; Metazoa; Arthropoda; Insecta; Lepidoptera; Papilionidae
Gene: btv
Product: cytoplasmic dynein 2 heavy chain 1
Exons: 77
Coding region: 1-12375 (4124 amino acids)
Biological process (GO): microtubule-based movement
Cellular component (GO): dynein complex
Molecular function (GO): minus-end-directed microtubule motor activity; ATP binding; dynein intermediate chain binding
Source: RefSeq, a predicted model, not a curated record